AGCGCUGGCCAUUAAGCAUUUGCCGCACCAUUCUAUUCUGGCUUGCUGCGUGGUCGAAUAGAUUGCGCGGGAAAUUGAUUAGUCGCAACGUCUUAGACUGCGCAUGUUCCUGGGCGGAAGAAGCACAUGGCUCCGGUGGUCAAGCCACCGCCGUCUCGCUCUGACAGCCGCUUGCGAAGACGUGGAUGUGAAGAGUGGGCGAGGAGUGGACAAGGAAGAAACGAAGUGAACGAAGAGCGGGCGGGAACAAAUGGGGAGAAGAUCGCGAUGGCCAGUCGCAGAGAUAAAAGGAGGUCAGAUCCAUCUCACUCCCCUUCCUCAACCUCAGCCAGCUUCCUACUCUACACGCCUCAUCCACCAUGGCGGUCCUUCACCAGUAUGACUACAUCUUUGCGAUCGGCACGAUGUUUGCCAUGCUCGACGCAUUCAACAACGGUGCCAACGACGUCGCCAACGCCUGGGCCACCUCGGUCUCGUCGCGCUCCAUCAGCUACCGCAUGGCCAUGGUCUGCGCCCUCGUCUUUGAGCUGCUCGGUGCGUUGACGGUGGGCGCCCGCACCGCCGACACCAUCAAGAACGGCAUCAUCCCCAACUCGGCCUUCCAGGGCAACGCCGGUGUCCAGAUGCUCGCCUUUACCUGCGCCCUCGCCGGUGCCUCGUCCUGGGUCAUGUGGUGCACGCGCCACUCUGCCCACGUCUCGUCCACCUACUCGCUCAUUUCUGCCGUCGCCGGCGUGGGUGUCGCCACCGUCGGUGUUCGCUCCGUGCAGUGGGGCUGGAACAACGGCAAGGGCCUGGGUGCCAUCUUUUCCGGCCUCGCCAUGGCGCCCUUCUGCUCGGCCGCCUUUGGUGCGAUCAUCUUUCUGCUGAUCAAGGGCGUCGUCCACGUCCGUCGCAACCCGGUCCUCUGGGCCGUCUGGACCUCGCCCUUCUUCUUUCUCAUUGCCGGCACCGUCUGCUCGCUGUCCAUCGUCUACAAGGGCUCGCCCAACCUCGGCCUCGACAAGAAGCCGGCGUGGUACAUUGCCUCGGUCACCGUCGGCACUGGCGCUGGCCUCUGCCUGCUGUCUGCUCUCUUCUUUGUCCCCUGGCUGCACUGCAAGGUCAUCAAAAAGGACCAGGAGCUCGCCGCCUGGGAGGUGAUCAAGGGCCCCCUGCUCUGGCGCCGACCGUACUCUUCGGAUGCCGAAGCGGCCAAGGUGCCCGACUACAGCGUCGUCCAGCACGGCGACGACUCCGAGGUGUCGAGCACAAGCGACGAAAAGAUCAACUCGGUCGAGGAGAUCACGCCCGUCCGCACACAAAAGGAGCUCCAAAGGGACGCCGACGAGCGCUUCCACGCCAAGCUGCGCCUCAAGAAGGGCCCCAUGGGCUGGGCCAUGCGCUACCUGCACAACAAUCCCAUGGGCCCCGGCAUGAUCUACGAGUGGCACAACAUCAAGACCUUUGUCAAGCGCGUCCCCGCCAUGGUCGUCGUCGCAGCGCUGUACGGCAUGAACUACGACAUCCACGCGGCCCAGAUGGGCAUCGAGGGAACACCCGAGGGCGCGCGCAUGGAGCGCGUGUACGCGCACGCCAAGCGCUACCCCAACGAGACCGAGCACACCUACUCGUUUGUCCAGCUGAUCACCGCCUGCACCGCGUCCUUUGCGCACGGUGCCAACGACAUCGGCAACGCCGUCGCGCCCUGGGCCGUCAUCUACUCGGCCUGGAGCACUGGCGACGCGGCGGCGUCCAAGCUUCCCGUCGCCACGUGGCAGAUUGCUGUCCUCGCCCUGGUCCUGGUCAUCGGCUUUGUCACCUACGGCUACAACAUCAUGCGGGUCAUGGGCAACAAGCUCACCUACCACUCGCCCUCGCGUGGCACCUCGAUGGAGCUGGGUGCUGCCAUCACCAUCCUCAUCUUCUCCCAGUACAAGCUGCCGGUCUCGACGUCGAUGUGCAUCACGGGCGCCACCGUCGGCGUCGGCCUGAUGAACGGCACGCACAAGGCCGUCAACUGGCAGCGAGUCGGCCUGCUCUUCCUCUCGUGGGUCGUUACCAUUCCCAUCGCUGGCACGCUUGCUGGUGUUCCCAUGGCCAUCAUUCUCAACGGCCCUCGCUUCGGUCUCUGAUGUAAAUAUCUUGUUCUCUUUCUCGGGGUCUCCAGGAAUAUCUGUUUUCGUUUACUUGACUGGACGUGGAGGAUCUGAUCACCUGACGACCUGGUGGCUUUGCGGACAAGCCUCCCUAUCUCGGACAUGCUUCACAAUCCCGGGUCACCGUCUCUGCUGACGCUCGGCCGGAAGUGCUCGUCUUGACAGCUCCAGGCGCGCACGGUCGGCUGGCCAGAGAAGUUCCGUCUCCAGCCGGCCGGAACAAUCGCGUGUUAGUG
Acaromyces ingoldii is the source of this 2374-nucleotide messenger RNA. Its product is annotated as phosphate transporter. NCBI's taxonomy places the organism in Eukaryota, Fungi, Basidiomycota, Exobasidiomycetes, Exobasidiales, Cryptobasidiaceae. Gene Ontology annotation, cellular component: membrane. The record is from RefSeq and is a predicted model, not a curated record. The transcript has a single exon. Gene Ontology annotation, biological process: phosphate ion transmembrane transport. Bases 360 to 2114 code for a protein of 584 amino acids.